CACGUUUCCCACAGGCCUCAGUCCUAAGGAAGCGACGCCAUUGGUGCCGUCCCACUGCGCAGGCGCCACCCCUCGGCCCGCAUGCGCACUCAGCCCGGCGCGGCCUGAGGAAAUUUCCUUUUACACGCCUGCUGCAGCAGUCCCUUGGGUCUCCUCCUCCCUUCUCCAUCUUCCUAGUCCCUGCAGGACUUCACUGGAAUAUUGUUUGGCGAAAGUGUCAUGGAAGUCUUGCGCCCACAGCUUGUAAGAAUUGAUGGUCGCAAUUACAGGAAGAAUCCCAUCCAAGAACAGACUUAUCAACAUGAAGAAGAAGAUGAGGACUUCUAUCAAGGUUCCAUGGAGGGUACUGAUGAACCCUGUGAUGCCUACGAGGUGGAGCAGACCCCACAAGGAUUCCGGUCUAUUGUGAAGGCCCCCAGCCUGCUCUACAAGCAUAUAGUUGGAAAGAGAGGGGACACUAAGAAGAAAAUAGAAAUGGAGACCAAAACUUCUAUUAGCAUUCCUAAACCUGGACAAGAUGGAGAAAUUGUAAUCACUGGCCAGCAUCGAAAUGGUGUAAUUUCAGCCCGAACUCGGAUUGAUGUUCUUUUGGACACUUUUAGAAGAAAGCAGCCCUUCACUCACUUCCUUGCCUUUUUCCUCAAUGAAAUUGAGGUUCAGGAAGGAUUCCUGAGGUUCCAGGAAGAAGUACUGGAGAAGUGUUCCAUGGAUCAUGGCGUUGAUAGCAGCAUUUUCCAGAAUCCCAAAAAGCUUCAUCUAACUAUUGGGAUGUUGGUGCUUUUGAGUGAGGAAGAGAUCCAGCAGACAUGUGAGAUGCUACAGCAGUGUAAAGAGGAAUUCAUUAAUGACAUUUCUGGGGGCAAGCCCCUGGAAGUAGAGAUUGCAGGGAUAGAAUACAUGAAUGAUGAUCCUGGCAUGGUGGAUGUUCUUUACGCCAAAGUCCACAUGAAAGAUGGCUCCAACAGGCUGCAGGAAUUAGUUGAUCGAGUGCUGGAACGUUUUCAGGCGUCCGGACUAAUAGUAAAAGAGUGGAAUAGUGUGAAACUGCAUGCUACAGUCAUGAAUACACUAUUCAGGAAAGACCCCAAUGCUGAAGGCAGGUACAAUCUCUACACAGCAGAUGGCAAAUAUAUCUUCAAGGAAAGAGAAUCAUUUGAUGGCCGAAACGUUUUAAAGUUGUUUGAGAACUUCUACUUUGGUUCCCUGAAGCUCAACUCAAUUCACAUCUCUCAGAGGUUCACAGUAGACAGCUUUGGAAACUACGCCUCCUGUGGACAAAUCGACUUCUCCUGAGGUGGAUCUUGGAAAGCAGGAGAAGUUGAACAUCCUCACAAGAUGCUAAAGAAAAGUAUCUUCAUUUUAAUUGCCAAGGAGGGAUGUGGAAAUUUGGAUGGUGACUUUUCUGGGUGGUUCUCCGUGGACUCAGCAUUGCCUCUAUUGGCUGUCCAUGUUCAUCAGACUGUCAGCCAAGAGAAGGAGAACUUGGCCUUGUUCUUUUCAAUUUUUUUCUUUAAUUUUUUUAUUUUGGUAAAAUAUAUAUAACAUAAAAUUUACUGUCAGCCAUUUUUAAGUGUGCAGUACAGUGUUAUUAAAUGCAUUCAUAAUAUUGUGCAACCAUCACUACCAUCUGUCUCUGCAACUUUUUCGUCUUGUAAAAUUGAAACUCCAUACCCAUUAAACAAUACCUGGCAACCACCAUUCUACUUUCUGUCUCUAUGAUUUUGACUACUCUGAGUAUCUCAUAUAAGUGGAAUCACAGAGUAUUUGUCUUUUUGAGACUGGCUUAUUUCACUUAGCAUAGUGUCCUUAAGGUUCAUCAAUGUAGUAUCAUGUGACAGGACUUCCUUUCUUGUUCAGGAUUUGAAUAAUAUUCCAUUAUAUGUGUAUACCACAUUUUGUUUAUCCAUCACUGGACACUUGGGUUGCUUCUACCACUUGCCUCUAGUAAAUAGUGCUAAUACAAACAUGGGUGUGCAAAUAUCUCUGAGACCCUGCUUUUAAUUCCUUUACUACCUGGAAUUUUACCUUUAGCAAAAUAACUAUUAAAGUUUUUUUCCUUUU
Propithecus coquereli (Coquerel's sifaka) is the source of this 2061-nucleotide messenger RNA. It is a transcript of the gene ASCC1, whose product is annotated as activating signal cointegrator 1 complex subunit 1. Gene Ontology annotation, biological process: DNA alkylation repair; regulation of DNA-templated transcription. Gene Ontology annotation, molecular function: RNA binding. The transcript has 10 exons. The coding region runs from base 220 to 1293 and encodes 357 amino acids. The record is from RefSeq and is a predicted model, not a curated record. NCBI's taxonomy places the organism in Eukaryota, Metazoa, Chordata, Mammalia, Primates, Indriidae. Gene Ontology annotation, cellular component: nucleus.